AUGUAAUUAUCUUAUGAUGAAUUAUGCUAGAAUAAAUUGUUAGCUUUUACUAUAUUUUCUAAAGUAAAAGCCCCUUAUCCAUUGAUUGAAGUAUAAUACAAGUUUAAAAAAGCAAGGUGAUACAGCUGAAUUUAAAUUGGCAUUACAAGAUCACAGAUCAAGAGUUUCAACAACGCUCUAUUGCUCAGUAUUAUCCACAUUUACUUUUUGCUUAAUUUUGAAAAUGAGGAAUCCUAUUUAUGCAUUGACUGCAAGGUAAAUAUCAUUUUAUAAAAUAAGAUCAUCAUUUUUUGGAGUGUUAAAGAAAUACUAUUUUGUUCCUGUUUUGUUGUCACAACCAUUCUAAACUUAAAAUAAGCAGCUUUAUGAUGAAAAAGUGAAUAAAAUAUUGAAAAAAUAUGAUUUCACUACUCCUGAAUUUCAAUAGGCCUUUAAACAGAUUGAAGCUGAUGGAGGCUUAAAGAAAUUUAUGAAAAAGUACCUUACAGAAAAGGAUGAAGAACCGUAACAACCAGUCUAACAAACAUAAUAAUGAGAAAUAUAAAUUUAUUUUAUUAAUGUAAUUUUCA
Messenger RNA from Paramecium octaurelia, 569 nucleotides. NCBI's taxonomy places the organism in Eukaryota, Ciliophora, Oligohymenophorea, Peniculida, Parameciidae. The record is from the annotation of a GenBank genome assembly.